Penicillium daleae is the source of this 1380-nucleotide messenger RNA. Its product is annotated as cation diffusion facilitator family transporter. Bases 1 to 1380 code for a protein of 459 amino acids. Lineage: Eukaryota; Fungi; Ascomycota; Eurotiomycetes; Eurotiales; Aspergillaceae. Gene Ontology annotation, molecular function: monoatomic cation transmembrane transporter activity. Gene Ontology annotation, biological process: monoatomic cation transport; transmembrane transport. Gene Ontology annotation, cellular component: membrane. The record is from RefSeq and is a predicted model, not a curated record. The transcript has 2 exons.
AUGGAGGACCACAUCCGACAGAGCAUUUCCAACCACCCCAGUCCCUUUCAGCACUUGACGAGCAGCUCCCCUCACCCAUCCCAGCGCUCCGAGAGAAUGACGCCCCGCUCCUUCGACGAAGGUACAUCCACGGGCAUUGAGACCGAAGACCCGGCCAUGUCCCAGCAGCAACACCGUCACACCGGCACUGAUGAAGAGGGCAAGCCUCCACCACGUUACACCCCCGAGGCCGACCCUUUCCACCUCGCGUCGAAACUCAAGACUGAAGAAGAAAUCCGCCAGAUCAAAGCCAAUACCGGGCGCAAGCGUGAUGGCACCGGCCCACGGAUGAUAGAGAUGGUGCGGGAUACUGGUGCCAAGGGCAAACAAGCGCUCAUCACCCGCAAACUGCAGGGCUUCUACGAGGCGCAGAACGAGAACAUCGAGCGCAUGCUCAAGCCAGUCGAGGAACACGUCCGGGCCGCGCGGGAACUCAAUGCCGAGAACAGUCUCAAGUACAAGAUCGCCGUGUACGCGAGUUUCGCGGCGAACAUCGUCUUGUGUGUUGUACAGGUAUACGGUGCGGCCUCUUCCGGCUCACUGUCGCUGUUCACUACCAUGGCUGAUGCUAUCUUCGACCCCAUGUCGAAUUUGACGUUGCUCCUGUGUAACAAGGCUGUUAACCGGGUCGACCCGCGCAAGUUCCCCGCCGGCAAGGCGCGUAUCGAGACUGCCGGUAAUAUCUGCUUCUGCUUCUUGAUGACGGCCGUCUCGUUCAUUAUCAUCGCGUUCUCAAUCCGUGAGCUUGUCGCUGGCUCGGAUACUCUUCUCGCCCCGUUCCACUUGCCCUCUAUCAUUGCGGUGGCUGUCGCCUUUGUCACAAAGCUUUGCCUGUUCCUGUACUGCUUUGCGCUGCGCAACCAGGUCUCUCAGAUUCGCAUUCUGUGGGAGGACCACCGCAAUGACCUGCUCAUCAACGGAUUUGGUCUGUUGACCUCCGUCCUCGGUUCCAAAAUCCGCUGGUGGAUUGACCCGAUGGGCGCUAUCCUGCUGUCUAUCUUGGUCAGCGGACUCUGGAUGCACUCUGCCUAUGGCGAGUUCCAGCUGUUGGUCGGUGUGACUGCCGAUACCAAGAUGCAGCAGCUGAUUACCUAUAUCUCCAUGACCCACUCCCCUCUUAUCACUGCCAUCGACACCGUUCGCGCCUACACCUCUGGCCCUCGUCUGCUCGUCGAAGUCGACAUCGUCAUGGAGGACUCGGCCUCUCUCCGCGCCACCCACGAUGUCGCCGAGGAGCUGCAGAUGAAGCUUGAGUCUCUCCCGGAUGUGGAGCGUGCUUACGUGCACGUUGACUACGAGACUACCCACAAGCCGGAGCAUUUCCUGAAGAAGGAGCUUUAA